Molecule: messenger RNA, 982 nt
Organism: Acanthochromis polyacanthus (spiny chromis)
Lineage: Eukaryota; Metazoa; Chordata; Actinopteri; Pomacentridae
Exons: 4
Coding region: 35-982 (315 amino acids)
Source: RefSeq, a predicted model, not a curated record
CUCUGUCCUCGGCUUCAUCAUUAACAUUGACACGAUGAUGACGAUGAUUCCUGUGCUGCUUGAAGGACAGCAAUAUGUCCUGACAUACAGGUUUAGCCAGGACCACUUGGAGCUGCUUUUCAACGCCAUCAGAGCAUCUGGUGGUUGGAAUAACAACCCUAAUGCCAGCCAGUUCAAGUAUAUCUUCCGAAAGCUGAUGGCCAGGUGUGGGGUUGUUAAAACAAGCAGCAAAGGUAAUGUGACAGCACAGGAUGACACAGAGUCCAUACCAGCUUUACCAGUGUCCUCUCCUGUUCAGUCGUACCACAUUGACACAUCCACCAGCCUGUCGGCUGUAGACAUGUGUUCUGCAGAAGGAGAAGAUCUUCCAUCCCCGUUUGCAGACAUUCCUGCACUUGUACAUGACCACAGCUACCUUCCCAAGCACUUCGAUGGUCUCGUGGACAACAUUCUUAUGUACAUUUCAGGAUUUGUAGUGCGACGCACUCUGAAGAAGCUGUCCUGUGAUGUCUGCCGGGCCAGCCUCGUGACGGAUGCUGAAUCUGCCCGAAAAGACCAGAGCUACCACCUGCUGACCCUCAAAAACAACGGAGGUCUCAUUAUUCCAUCUGAAGGCACCGUGAAGGUCAUCAGGGCAGCAGAGUGGGUCGUUCGCCAGGCAGCAGCAGAUUCCAGACGAUCACACCCCAUCAGAAUGUUGGAGGUCCUCCACAUGGUGCGGAAGAGGAUAGGCUCAGAAGAUGUGUUUUUGCUUGGGGAACACAUCAAUGACACGCGCUAUGGCAUUGACAUUCACCACCAUACACUCAGGAAGAUCACCUGGAUCAGCCUCACUGUCUUGGUGAUGGACUGGAGCAUCGUCAUCUUCGUCACUGUCACUGUCAUCACUGUCAGUGUCAUCAAACUCAUCCCACCAGCGGAAUCUUCUGCUGGGGGCGUCUUCACGUUCAUCCUCCUCCUCCUCACGCUGCCGUCGCCUUGA